Molecule: messenger RNA, 5339 nt
Organism: Sphaeramia orbicularis (orbiculate cardinalfish)
Lineage: Eukaryota; Metazoa; Chordata; Actinopteri; Kurtiformes; Apogonidae
Gene: sash1a
Product: SAM and SH3 domain containing 1a
Molecular function (GO): protein binding
Source: RefSeq, a predicted model, not a curated record
GCGUAACGGACUAAAAAUCUGUUUGGAUCAUUUGAAUGACAAUAGUUUGAGUCGACCCCUGCUUGUUUUUCUUUUUAUUUGUAUUGUUAUUGGAGGUAUUUACUGGAAUGUGUUGCGCAUGGUAAGUCAUCGUGGGUUGGAUUUAAAAAACAAAACAAAACAAAAAAAACCCGAAGUGAUCUUGAUGCGUAAUUAUUGACAGGUGUUAAAGAGUCGGACCACAACAACGCGUCGGACGCAUAUGGUUGGAAAUACGCAAACCUUUUCUAUGGAUGGUUUAAUUCACUGGUUUAUGCUUCAUGUGUAAAAUUAAAAAAAAAAAAAAAAAAAAAAAAAAGAAAGAAAUCGGAUUUUGUCGUUUGGGAAUCAUAUAAUGCGUAACCACUUUGGCGUCUUGUUCCAGUUUGAGUUGUAGCCGAUCUGGCACCAGCCAAAAUGACCAGUAACGGACCUGUCAUCGUCUACGAGUGGCUUAAGACCCUCCAGCUCGCCCAGUAUGUGGAAUCUUUCGUGGAUAACGGCUACGACGAUCUGGAGGUGUGCAAACAAAUCGGAGAUCCGGACCUGGAUGCGAUCGGGGUCUAUAUCCCUCACCACAGACAGCGGAUUCACGACGCGGUGAGGAGGCUGAAGGAGGAAGCCAAAGAGACGGCCAGUGGACUGUACUUCACCUUGGAGCCCAUGCCACCCGCAGCUGAGAUCUACACCAGUCACAUGGUCAACCAGUAUGAGUCCAAACUGAGGGGAUCCAAGUCCUGGACCGAGCCCAACAGUGACCGGGUAGGGCGCACCGGUGGUGGGUACAUGGGCGCGCAGAGGAACCUGACCCUGGGCAACAACAGGAGGGAGCUCGUUAUAUACCCCAAACUGAAGCUGAAGAUCAUGAUCAGGGAUAAACUCAUCAGAGAUGGCAUCAACCUGGCCAGGCCUCCAUAUUCUAAUAAGGAUGGUUCUCUGGGCAACAUAGAUGACCUUGCUCAGGAGUACUCGGAGUACUACAACACCUGCUUCAGUGACGUCAGUGACCGUAUGGAGGAGCUCCGCAAACGGAGAGUCUCCCAGGAGCUCGACAUGGAGAAACAAGACCCAAGCACCACCUCCCUGCAGCUCCGUUCUGAGAUUCAGGAGUCGUUAGGCUUCAGCAGUGAGGUGUCCACUCCGGAGACAGACAGAAAGAUGCCUCUACACAAGUCCAGCUCUGAAGAUGGAUCUGGAGGUAAAUGGGACAACAAAAAGAAGAAUAAAUCUUUUUGGCAGAACUUCCGCAAGUCGCAGCACAAACCCGUGGUGCGACAGACGUCCAAAGGGGAAGACAUCGGCUACGUCGCUAGUGAGAUCACGAUGAGCGACGAGGAGCGAAUCCAGCUGAUGAUGAUGGUGAAAGAGAAGAUGAUCACUGUGGAGGAAGCUCUAGCUCGGCUGAAGGAGUAUGAGCGCAGCAGACAGUCCAGCAGUACUGACACUGCAGAGUGGACUGAAGGAUCUGCACCCGUUCUAAACCAGUCCUCAAACUGCAACUCUCGUGAACAGUCAGACGAUGAGCAAUCUGAGGACUCUGUGAAGUUCAAAAGGCUUCACAAACUGGUUAAUUCAACACGCAGGGUCAGGAAAAAACUCAUUAAGGUGGAGGAAGGCAAGAAACAUGGCUCUGAAGAUUUUCUGAAUCUGGAGCCGCCUCCCACUUGCGAGGACAACACAGCUCUUUACACAGGGGUUCUGAAGAAGCCUCCGUUGCCACAGGAGACCUCCCUGCCCUCCCACCAGGAUCAGCUCUCAUUAGAUGGAGACACCGACAGUUUGACCACCUCCCCUUCCUCCAGCAGCCUGGACACCUGGUCAGGACACAAGCUCGUCAAAACUUUUAGUAAGUCUUCCAGUACUCACGGCCUCAUCCGGCCCCCCAGGAGGACCCCAGUUGGCUCUGGGGGCCUGGGAGGUUCCAUCUCCGGCGUGGGAGGUAGUGGCUCCUUCUCAGAGCUGGAUGGCUGUGGAUUGGACGACGAGGGAAAGCUGUCACGUUCUACCACCGACGGCGAGAUGCGGAAGGCCCUGAGCUCCAUCUCCCACGGGAGAACGUGCAGUUUCGGAGGCUUUGACCUGUCCAACCGCUCCCUCCAUGUGGUCAACACCGGCUCGGACGCUAACAAUAAAGAACAGGAGGCUAUAUACAGAGAAGUGGUCAAAUCCCCCACCACGUCACGGAUCUCACUGGGCAAAAAGGUCAAGUCGGUCAAGGAGACGAUGAGGAAACGCAUGUCGAAGAAGUACAGCAGCUCCCUGUCUGAGCAGUCCAGUCCAGACGGAGCCCCUGGUUCCCCACAGUCACCUCAGCCUGAUACCGACUCUCUGGAGAAGCCCAAGCUGAAGGCUGGAGGUUCGGUGGAAAGCCUCCGCAGUUCACUGAGCGGACAGAGUUCAAUGAGUGGUCAGACGGUGAGCACCACGGACUCUUCAGCCAGUAACAGAGAAAGUGUGAAGUCAGAGGACGGCGACGAUGAGGAGCCUCCGUAUCGAGGUCCGUUCUGCGGCCGCGCCCGAGUUCACACGGACUUCACCCCCAGCCCGUACGACACCGACUCCCUCAAACUGAAGCGCGGCGAUGUGAUCGACAUCAUCAGUAAGCCCCCGAUGGGAACGUGGAUGGGUCUGCUCAACAACAAAGUGGGGACGUUCAAGUUCAUCUACGUGGACGUGCUGAGUGAGGAAGAGGAGAAACCCAAGAGGCCUGUGAGGAGGAGGAGGAAGGGCCGACCCCCCAAGCCCACCUCUGUGGAGGAGCUGCUGGAGCGCAUCAACCUCAAGGAGCACAUGCCCACUUUCCUGUUCAACGGCUACGAGGACCUGGACACGUUCAAGUUGCUGGAGGAGGAGGAUCUAGACGAGUUGAACAUCAGAGAUCCUCAGCACAGAGCGGUGCUGCUGACGGCCGUGGAGCUGCUGCAGGAAUACGACAGCAGCAGUGAUCCGGAACGUAGCGGUCUGUCGGGGUCCCAGGAGAAGCUGCUGUCCGAGGGUCGGGGUCUGGUGGGAGACUCCCCGCGGGAUUCUGGGUGUUACGAGAGCAAUGAGAACCUGGAGAAUGGUAAAAGCAGGAAAACCUCCCGCUCCAGUCGUUCUUCGGCAGGCCUCCAGUCUCCAGACUACCCCACGCUGCCGAUGACCAUUUCUACAGAAGCUUUGCAGCAGAACGGCAAGAACCAGCGAACGAAAUUCCCCAAAAGCUUCUUCCACAAACCCUCUCUGAAGGGUUUUAACCUGCUGGGUUUGCGCAAAGCCCAAAGACAGUCCCCCAUCCCGGCAAGUCGCAGCUGUGAGGACCUGGAUGGACCCCCAGAGUCCACCGGGCCGUGGAAACGCUCCCACUCCCUGGGGGAUCUGCAGUGGGAGCAGAGGAGCAAUCCGAGCGCAGAGGUCAAAUCCACCCAGGAAAGACCCAAAUCGGGCAACGGCAGCCCCGCGAAGGCCUGCAGAAGUGAGGGGUCCCCGGCUCGCAAUGGACCUCCACCAGUGAGUCCCAAAGGAAGGGCUGACCGGCCACCGGUGCCCUCCCAGCUGCCCCUCCGACCUCCAUGUCCCACCCCUCAGUCUGCGGUCCCUCCAGAGCCCCUGUCCAGCCCUACCCCAAGCACCCCCGAGUCGAAUGCAAGUGCAGAGAGGGUCAUGAGGACUCACACUAAAAAGCCCCCCGUCCCUCCUCCGGUUCCUGCCAAGAAGUCCAAGGAGCGACUCGCCAACGGUCUACGCCACCCCCCUCUAUCCCUGCCCUCCUCGCCAUCACCCACCCCCUCGCCCACACACUCCCUCACCCGCUCUCACCCGAGUAGCCCCGUGAUCCGGAGCAGCAGCAGCAGCCCCAGCGCCCCCCCUCUGCCCGCCAAGACUCCCAGCACCCCCGCCAGCCCCUGCGCCACGUCGUCAGCCUCCUCCAUGGGCGAGGACUGCGGGACCCCUCCGGCGGUGCAACCCCCGUGGCUUUCGGACCUGGGGGGGAAGGUAGCUGUGGCCAGGAAGGUUUCCCACAAUAAGAUGAGUCCGGAUCUGUUCACGCUCCUGGAACAACGGCUGGAGACCGAGGGCAUCGACCUCACAGAGGAGCCAUAUUCUGACAAGCAUGGUCGGUAUGGUAUCCCCCAUCCACUGGUCCAACGUUACUCUGAGGAUUUAGAGCAGCCGGUCAAAGACGUGGCUUCGACCCUGGACCAGCUGAGAGUCAAAGAGCUCCGUAAACAACACCGCAUGGCUAUCCCCUCUGGAGGUUUGACAGAGAUGUGCAAGCCGCUGCCCUCAGGUAACAUCAGCACAGUCUCCGAUUGGCUGGUCUCCAUCGGCCUGCCCAUGUACGCUGCCUCUCUGGCCGCGGCCGGCGUCAACUCGCUGAGCCACGUGCCUGUUAACGGAGAGCAGCGUCUGGGAGGCGGGGGUCCGGACGAAAGACACGCCCGCCGGCUGGUCAGCGAGGCGCGAUUGGUCGGCACAAACGGAGAGGUGCAGUCCUAACCGUGUUGGCGGUUGGUCUUAUUGGUUGAUAAUUAACAGGUAAUCGACUCACUGGUCAGUACCAUCUCAUUAAACGUGUGUGUGGGUGGGUGGGUGGGGGUGGGGGUGGGUGUGGCCAAGGACGAACUGGCUCCGAGACUCAACAUCCAUGCAACGAGACCACAGCGCUGCAGCACAUCCUGUUCUGCACGUGUCAAAGACUAGAAGAAGUGAGCGCCUCUGCUCUCUGAUUUUGUCUCCUUAUCUUUUCUCAAAUGUUUUACGGCAUGGGGAAUUAUCCUGAAAGCCAAGACACAAGAUAUCAGAUGCCUUUUUGAAAUAAAACAAACUUUAGAGUCCUUCUGUGGGAUGGCUUCCUUUCUGAAGACACCCCAAAAGUCUUAAAGUCAAGACUUGGAUCUGCCUUUGAGGAAGAUAGCACACUCUUUUGUAGGAUGGAUGUUUUUUUGUUUUUUUUUUAAAUACAGAAAGACGGUUUAUUGUGCAUAUUUCAUAAGUGCUUGAGGCGUGGCACCAUAAUCGGAGGGUAUUUUUACGGAUGUAGCUCGGGCCAAAGUGAUUUCCUUUCAUUCCCCCUAAUAGGCUCCUAACGACAGAGGACGUCUGGGACUUCAAUUCGACUAACGGUCAAUAACCGGUUGUUUUGAGAUUGGAAAUGGCUUCUUUUGUAUCAUGUUUCUGUAUUAUAACGUAACAAAAAUUUAAACGGAUAUAUGUGUUCAAGUUUCUGUUUGCCUUUUGAAUGUCGCAGCCUUAUUCGGAGGUCAUUUCUGAACUGAAACAGCUACCGACACACCUUUUUGUAUUUCAUAUUCUUCUCUUAUUUCACUGCUCCGAAAUGC